AUGGGAGACAGAGAUGAUGAUUACGAAGUUGACGAGGAAUCUGGCGUUUUCCUCGAUGAUCAAGCAGGUGAUGAUGUGGCGUCAAUUGGUUCCGGUGCGGGCGAGGAUGGCGAGAAUGUGGCUAUCUUGCCAGCAUCUGAAAUGACUUCAACAGCUCCCGGAAAGCGAAUUACAACGCCUUGUAUGACCAAAUAUGAACGUGCGAGAGUUCUUGGCGCUAGAGCUCUUCAGAUUGCGAUGUGCGCCCCAGUCAUGGUCGAAUUAGAUGGUGAAUCUGAUCCCUUGGUAAUCGCCAUGAAGGAAUUGAAAGCCAGGAAAGUACCUCUGAUCAUCCGAAGAAUGAGCUAUUCAUUGUUGUGGUUACCGGAAGAGGUGCUCGUGAUUUUGUUUCAACAUUGCGAUGUGCAAUCCCUCGGUAGGCUGUCUCAGUGCUCCAGAUACUUCCGCGAUUUGAUUAGCAGUGAUUUGGUUUGGAAUCGGCGAACCAAGAGCAAUCAUCCGGAUCGUCUGUUCGUGUCUACUAGUCCGUGGUUUAAGAAAAGAUGCCUCGCUGACGUCUCGAAACCUUGUGAAAAAGUCAGAGUGGAUCACAAUUGGAGACACGGCAAAAGCUGUGCGAGGCACCGUGUGUCUGGUUGCCGAGGAUUCGAGCUCGGAGCAGAUGGAGAAGUUUGGCUUCAUAACCAAAAACGUGGCCUGUACCCCGUGAACGUGGUACAAUUUCUUGAAUCCGGAGGAAAUAUGCUGGGCCUUACAGACGAACUUCCUCGCAGUGCCCUGCAGCUGAGUUUGUUCCGUGUCAUGGAUGACGUCGUUGUGGGUUCUUGGAGGCCAAGUGGUGGACUCUUGAUCUGGCGCCAGGAAGAUGGAGAACUCAUUCAUGAAAAUCCGUCGAUUCUUGGAGGAUCAUUGAUGCAUUGCCUCGAUUGUUACGGAGGGCUAAUUUUUUGUGCAACUUCCGGUGGAAGAGCAAAGUUGCUGACGCGUGUUGGAGAUACUUGGCUCUCAGAACCGCUUCGACUCGAAGGAGGAGGAGUUCCAUCUGCCUGCCUUUUGUCGCCGAACCUCACCGUAGGUGUCGUGCGUUCGGAUUAUCUUGUGAACGUCGUUGACUUGAGCACGCUCGUCUGCGUUGGAAAGCAUGAGACGGACGCGACGAUGUACACAAUGCAGUCUUGGAAACCGGUGAACAGAUUGGCGUGGCAGGAUGAGCACACGUUCUAUGAUAUACAAGGUCAUCAGCUCGUGUUGAUGGAUUUGAGAACCUGCAAAGGAAUUAAAAGUUGGAUGAAAGAGUACGAAAGACCGGGCUGUUGCAUUGAUGCUGACCGUGGAAAUUUGAUAGUUACUGGAUCUCUGGACAAUGGUUUGGUGUCUUUGUGGGACAGACGUUGUUGUCGGGAACAAGUCACGCAAAUCCAUGUUGAUGGCUUUGAGUGGGUGAGCAGAGUUUCGUUCAGUCAAGAUUUGCUUUACAUCGGAAACGAAAGUUCAAUGGAGAUCGUGGAUUUUUACGGCUUCCAGAAGCGUUGGGACGAAUCUAUCACCAAAAAAACUCUUUCCUAUCGGAUCAGGAAGUAUUGCGGCGUUUGUUGACAGUUCAUCUUUCCGUCUCUUACGUGGCGCGUGUGUUAAUUUUUCGUCAUUUCAAGUUUUGUUAAUGUUUUCCAAAGUUUGUAGUUUAUCGAUGGAAACAACGCACAAUAUUUUUUUUUUUUAUACCGUGGAAAGAAAUUUUCGGCAUUCUUAAUUGUGUAGAGCAAAAAGUGACGGUUUUGAACGGACAGUUUUUUUUAUUGUGAAUAUGCAUUCGAGCUUAGGAGACCUGGAGAAUUUUAACGAUUCUCGUCUUCAAUGGAUCAUGGGAGGGCUUAAAGAUGUACAAAACUGCCGUCGGUUUUCUUUUAUAUUUUUUUACUUGUAGUCAUUUGAAAUAUUUCUUCGAAAGAGGACGCAUUGGGGCUUGAUUGAUUGAUUUUUCGGAAAAAGACAUCGGUUGUGAAACCUUCAUCAUAUUGUUGAAAGUAAAUAAAAUGGAAGGUCUGAGGUUGUGUGCAUUUGUGAGGAAGGACGCAUUCCGAAAUGCGUUUAAUAGCAUUUUUGUGGCAUAAGGUUUUUUUUCGAAUACGUGUGCCAUUUCGCAAAAUUUAAAAUACGAGCUUGCAGCCUCCGAAUCGUCUCUCAGGAAAUCGCGAUGAGUCUUCGUUCUCGGAAAGUAUUUCGAACGAAUGGAUCCAACGAAAGUGAAUUAUUUGUGUAUUCAACCGUGUUUAUAGAUAUUUUUGGUUACCGAGGUAUUUUGGAAAGAAAAAAUGAGUCAGCAGUUGCUGAAUGAGGCCCACAUAUUGCAGUUGCCGGUUGAACUGAUCCUGUGCAUAUUGGAGUAUUGUAGCGUUCGAAGUCUCGGUCGUCUCGCGCAGUCUUGCAAGUUUUUCCAAGAUUUAUUAGCCACUGAUGAAAUCUGGCUCCGCCGGGCUAAAAGAUUCGGAGGAUUCCUUUUCCAGUCGGUUAAUCCGAUUUUCACGAGAAGAAACUGGUUGUCAGGCGGUGCGAAAGAGAAGACCCGUUUAGAGCAGAACUGGAAUCAAGGAGUCGCUCAGUACCAUGUUUUGCGGGCUGGCAAAAUCAAAUUCAUGCCAUACCUCGCGCAAACAAAAUGUGGAAGACUAUGGAUGAGUCUGGGACGAAAACUAACGAUGUUGAACAUCAAAGACUCGAUCGGCAAUGGCCGGAAAGGAAGCAAAGUUUUCAUGGUAGACGGACCCCGAGCCGACAUCACGCAAUUCUGCAUCGACGGCGACCUUCUUUUAGCUGCCUCUGUAGAUGGCAGUGUCCGGGGUUGGAGUGAAUCAACCGGCUCGAGUUUGUUCGUGCGUUCGUUUGCCCACGCGGAUGAAGUUCAAGCGAUUGACUGCCUCAACUCUUUUGUUGUCUCUGGGAGCAAGACCAGGAUGAUCAAAUUUUGGAAAGUGGACCGGUUACGUUUGCAGGCCAAAGCUGCCGUGAAUGUUGGCGACGUGGUUUUGUGUUGCAAAAUAUCCCCGAGCUCAGAAUUGUGCGCCGUUGGUCUUACCGGCCAUGCUGUGACGGAUCAUUUAACAUUCAUCGACAUUUCAACUGCAGAGAAGUUGAAUUUGUUGAGGAGUGAUACGAUGCAUAUUUCGAUUCCUUGUCAUCGUGGUAUCCGCGACGUUGCCUGGCAUUCGGAGCAUCUUCUCUACGCAGCUGGAUAUGAUCCCAUUUUGCGCUUAAUUGAUAUUCG
This is a messenger RNA of Notodromas monacha, 3262 nucleotides long. The record is from the annotation of a GenBank genome assembly. NCBI's taxonomy places the organism in Eukaryota, Metazoa, Arthropoda, Ostracoda, Podocopida, Cyprididae.